Molecule: messenger RNA, 1289 nt
Organism: Pogoniulus pusillus (Red-fronted tinkerbird)
Lineage: Eukaryota; Metazoa; Chordata; Aves; Piciformes; Lybiidae
Gene: REC114
Product: REC114 meiotic recombination protein
Exons: 6
Coding region: 1-816 (271 amino acids)
Source: RefSeq, a predicted model, not a curated record
AUGGCGGCGCCGGGCGAGGCUGGCAGCGCCUCAGCGCCCGGCCCCGCCUCAGCGCCCGGCCCCGCCUCAGCGCCCGGCCCCGCCGCCGCCGCCACCACCUCCGUCCUCGGCGGCGCCACCACCUGGCCCUUGAAGCGCUACGGCCGCUUCCUGCCCCCGAGGGAUAGCGAGCACGAAGAGCAAAACACCUCCUGGAAGGUUUUUGAAUCCAAUGAAGAAUCAGGCCACCUUCUCCUUACCAUUGUGGUCUCUGGCCAUUUCUUCAUUUCCCAGGGGCAAACAGUCCUGGAAGGCUUUUCACUGAUCGAUUCCCACAAGUGGCUGAGGGUAGUGAGGAGAGCAGACUGCCUGCUCUUUCAAGCACAGGCCAAGAGUGAAUGCCGCAUGUUCCGGGUGCAGUUCGGUGGCACAGCGAAAGAGCAGAUGCUGGAAUUCUGCUGCAGCUGUGUUCAGAAACUUGCAGAGUACCUACCAGUUCAGGUGACAGAUGAGCCAAACCAGCAGCUCCAUCCCAGCCUCAGCCAGCUGGGGAGUGGUGAAAGCCAAGAGAGGGACACUGACCAAAACCCAUCAGCGCUACGUCAAAGAGCUGAGCCUCGCCUGGCUUCCUGCACAGCCCUUGGAGAAAGGAGAUCUGUGACACAGCUGGCCCAGUCUGUGCUGAGGAGGAAGUCUGAGCUGCCCAGGCUGUACCACCACUCGGCCUGGCAGGCAGAGGAGCUGGGCCCCUUCAUUCACCUCUGCCUCCUGGACCAGAACUUCCCAGCUUUUGUGGAAGAGGUGGAGAAAGAGCUGAAAAAACUGACAGAAGGUUGAGUGAGGAAUCAAUCCCAUCCCCUCCCCCCCCCCCCCAACUCAGGGGGUGCAGGUGAGAAAAGUCUGAGACAGAUUUUUGUUGGUUUUUGGUGUUUGUUUUGUCUUUUUUUGUUGGUUUUUUUUUUUUUGGUCAGUGUUUUAUUUUUAAAAACAGGUGAAUCCACUUUGUUUUCUCUGGUUGUUUUGUUUAUACAUCAUUGCACUUCAACAAAUACACAGAACACGAGGUCAUGCAGCUACAGUUACUCACUGUCAUGAGAGAGGAGGGGGAGGGGAAAAAAAAACUGAAACAACCUCCCCCCCCCAAAAAAAAAAAACCAAACCCUUUUAGGUUCUCUUAUUUCUACAAUCUUUUGAGAUCAGGAGGAAAAUUACAGUGUCAAACUCAGAUUUGGAACUAGUUGCAUAGAAUAUCACCAUGCUGUAACAUUUUCAUCAUCAAAACAAGAACCAAAAUGAAACCAACCCCCCCC